AUGGAAUCCCAACAUCCUCACCCUCCCUCAUCCUCUCAUCAACCUCCUUCGCGCUCUGCUCCGCGACACAAAGCAACCUCUCUUUCUGGCCUCCAACCUGCUUCUUUUGCGGCGAUUCGUGCGCAGAACUCACAGGUCCCUUCCCCUGUUCGUCGCAAGCCAUUGCCUGGACAGCUAUCACCUCAGACCACUCGCUACUCCUCCAUCGACAUCUUUCACAGCCACAAGCCAGACGACAGGUACUCGAAGCGGUGGCAUUCUGUCGAUAGCCCUACCUUGCCAGACCUGCACCACGGACGCUUCAACCAGUCCUUGCCACCGGUGCCAGAUCCAGGAAGUCCAACAGAGGCCACAUUCCCAGACGCAGACACACCCGCUCACGUCCGCGAUAACUCGCUAGCCGCCAGGUUAGACGACUUCCCGACCCCUCCAUCGUCACAACCAUCAAGAUCACGGACUCGUGCCCGAACAUAUUCCAAGGAGCCUGCGCGGCAUGACAUAGAGAGCGAUAGCGACUACGGUGCACACGAUUUGAUCUUCGAGGAGGAGGAACCGGCAGAAGAGCCUACUCCUCAGCCUCAACGCCAGUCCCAGACUAUGCCCAACUAUUACGCCGGUGCUCAGCCUGCUCUCGACAUACAAUUUGAUGACUUCCUAGACGAUUACAACACGUCUCCUCAAAGUUCGCCGCCACGAAAACUCAAAUCUCCGAGUGAGAAACUCACCUCCUUCUUCGGCUGGAGCAAGCCGAGACAGUCAUCUGUCGAGGAGCGAUCGUCAACAACAACAUUCUCAGAGAGGUCGGCAUCGCCUACAAGUUCGCCCAUGUAUGCUCGCCAGAAUGGUGACAGUGCUCCUCACAAUAAACCUACACCUGCUGCCCUGGACAUACCAAAGGCCAACGCCUCAGACGGAGGUUACUUCAACGUCCCAGGCACACCUCUGCUAUCACUCUCACCACACAUGAACGCUCACGUCGAGGAGCUUGAGCGCGAGCUCAAGCAUAUCAGCUCUGAACUCGCAGCAUCGAUACGACGCGAGAUGGAACUCGAAGACGAGGUCGAGCGUUGUAAAAAUGAAAUACCGGCCACGGCCACGGAGCGGCGAACGAGCGAUUACUACUCCGACUCCGGAGCAAGUUCGACUAGAUAUCCUUUUGGUGACAGCGAAACCAAGCUUGAUGAGCUGGAGAAGCUGAGGCGGAAAGCUGAGCAAGAGAAAGCUCAGAUAAGAUCUGAUAUGGCCUCAAGGAUACAAGAAGAGUUGCGUCGCCGUCGGGACUUGGAAGCUCAAGUCCAGAAACUGGAAGAGCAACAUCACGGAUCGCGAAGAGGUUCACAAGAGGUGCCGUAUCGAGAAUUAGAAUCACAACUUGAAGAUGCGAAGAGGAGACUUGUUGAGGAGAAACAGGUCAAGGAGAACUUCGAAGACUUACUAUCCGCGCUACAAAAAGAUCUGGAACUCCACCGCAAUGAGCGAGACAACCUGCGAGACGAGGUCGUCCCUGCACUCAAGGCUAGAGUUGAAGGACUUGAAGCACAGGCCGCAGAGUCUCAAGACGCCACGUAUGAAAUGAGCCGUAUGCAACAAGAGAUGGCCCAUAUAAAGAAGCAAAGAGGAUUCAGAUCGAUCGCUGAGGAAGACGACGGCUCCACGUCACCUCGGAUGGGUUUAAGUCGCUCAAAUUCUCUUGCCCGUCACUCGAUCACAGGUGGCAAAAGGGGCUCUCUUACUAGGUCGAACUCAGUGAAAGAACUUGCCAAGUCCGAAACGAAAGAGGUGUUAUCUGAACGUGUCAAAGAUAUUGAAGAACAAAGGAAUGCACUGCACCGUGCUUUGAAACAUUUGAUCAUUAGACACGAGUCACAGUCAAGGGAACACUCAAAGCGGAUAAGGAUACUGGAGAUGGAGCGUGAUGCUGCCUUGAAUGCGUCGCCCCGCCGUACCGCCUUCCACAAAGAAGUAACCAAUCUUAGAGACGAAGUCAAUCUUCUUCGACGGCGCGCAGACGAUGCUCUCGACCAGAAGUGGCAGGUCGAGAAGGGACUAGGCGGUCUCAAAAUGGACCUGGAUCGAGCUCAACAAGAGACGAGCUCGUUACGACAAGUUCUACAAGAGCAUGAUAUCUCAGUUCCGGAGUUGACCCUAGGUGCUGAAGACAGCACUGCCUCUCCUCUCGACAAGGCUUAUAAGGAAUUACAGACAACACAUGCACUCUCCAUCGCAAGGAUCCGAGAAAUGAAUUCUAAUGAUCAUGCGGACAAUGAUGAUGCUCUAGGCCUCCUCAUCCAGAGCAUUUCGGAUGCUGAGGCUGAGCGCGAUGCCGCCCACACGGAAGCUGAGCGGUAUCGUUCGCAAGCACGCGCAUUACAACAGUCCGAGUUGGCUCACUUGAGCAAAGAACAGAGUCUAGCUUCCGAUCUGUACGCUGCCGCUCAGCGUAUGGACGAACUCAGCGGUAAAGUUGAGCGACAAUUGAGCGCGAAUAAAACCCUCCGUGAACGUCUCACCAAAGCUGUCGCUCGUGGUGAUGAAGAGCAAAAGGCUUCUGCUGCUAAAAUCAUCCAACUCGAACGGAAGCUUAUGGCCGAGGAAGACUUGGUCAUGAAGGCCCAGUCCCAGUCUGACGAUGUCAUUGCUCGUCAUGAAGACGAGGUGAAGGCUCUCAAGGAGUCGUAUGGUGCCCAACUCCAGCGUAUGAAGUCUGGCCUCAAGUCUCCGAUGGGACACCCUUCACCCCUGAGCCCUCUUCUCCUGAAGAGCCCAAGACUCGACAAGACAACGAGCGGACUAGGCGUGUCAUUCAACGAGGCCACCCAGGCUGACUCUCUCGAGAAGCAAGUCAAAGAUCUUGAGAAGGCUCUCCGUGACGCCGACCGCGAGAUGGAAGAAGUCGUUGGCCGCAUGAACAAGGCGCAGAUUGAAGUUUUCGAGCUCCAAACCGACAGAGAUGAAGCUAUGCGCCAGACCAAGAAGCUACAGGCUGCGAUGCAAGCAGAGCGUGAGAAGGUCAAGGCUCUGAUGAAUGUAUGA
Molecule: messenger RNA, 3033 nt
Organism: Pseudovirgaria hyperparasitica
Lineage: Eukaryota; Fungi; Ascomycota; Dothideomycetes; Acrospermales; Acrospermaceae
Exons: 2
Coding region: 1-3033 (1010 amino acids)
Source: RefSeq, a predicted model, not a curated record